UCCUAUAGUAUCAGGUGACCGGGGCAUCUCUGUGGGGCCAUCCCAGGCAACACACAGCGGACCCUCGCCCUCGGUCGGGCUGCAGCUCGGAGCGUACCGGACGGGUGCCCGGCGUACACGGCGCCACGAUGGGCCGGUACCAGGUCGAGAUUUUCCUGGAGCCCGGGAAGGGGAGGGGUCUGAGGACGUCCAGGUUCGGCAAAGGGCUGGAGCCGGGAACGCUGAUCAUCACCGAGCGCCCGUACUGUUACGCCCUGCUGAAUGGUGAGGAGGAGAACCAUUGCCACUACUGCCUGGCCGAGGAAAGGAAAGACCAAAAGCUGCUGGUUUGUCCAGGCUGCGCCACUGCCAGAUACUGUAACGAGCAAUGUCAGAAAAACGCCGAGCUGGAUCACAGGUGUGAGUGCCGGGGGUACCGACAGCUGAUGUUACUGCCUUUCCAUCUCAGGCUCAUAGGACGGAUCAUCUACAGACAGCACGUGCGAAAGUUGGAAACGGGACCGUUGGACCCCUUGAACGAUCUAUGUUCACACAUGGAAGACCUGACAGGAAGUUUUGGCAUGGAUUCGCAGCUGGGAUAUCUUGCCCGUAUGGUGGACAAGGACGUCAUACCAAAUUGGGCGUAUUUUCAACGGCUCUUUGGUAAGGUCACUUGCAACUGUUUUGGAAUCAGCAAUUCUGAACUCAAGGACAUUGCAGUGGGCGUCUACCCACAGGCGGCCAUGCUCAACCACAGCUGCAGGUCCAACACCAUCGCCACUUUCCAGGGACCCAACAUGGAGGUUCGAACAUUUACACACAUCGGACCCGGGGAAGAGGUAUUUCAUGCCUAUGUUCAGAAGGGGGCGACAACAGACCGCAGGAGAGACGACCUGAUGGAGAAGUACUUCUUUCUCUGUCAGUGUGCCGACUGCCUCAAUCUCGACAGGGACUUGAGAAUGAGAACUGUGAAAUGCCCUAACUGCGAAGGGCCAGUACUACCUAACCCAGAAUCUAAGUCAACCUAUGAGAAGUGUCCCCGGUGCGAACACGACGAGUUUGACGAGGACUUUCAUGACAAGAUCGACACGGCUGUGCAGUACGCGGACAACGUCCUCACCAAGGAGAGGAGAUGGUGCAAUGGUUUGGAAUACGAGCUCCAGUUUCGGCAGAACUGCCUGUUGGAGAUUGACAAGGUCCUUCACGAGGAUAACGUGAACACCAUCAGGAUCCUGGUGGGGGCCUUCCACGCCGCAGCCGGGCUGGGGGAGUGGACACAGGCCAUCGACUGGGGCCACAGGCUGGAACGUGGACUUCAGUGA
Molecule: messenger RNA, 1301 nt
Organism: Branchiostoma belcheri (Belcher's lancelet)
Lineage: Eukaryota; Metazoa; Chordata; Leptocardii; Amphioxiformes; Branchiostomatidae
Product: N-lysine methyltransferase SMYD2-A-like
Exons: 11
Coding region: 129-1301 (390 amino acids)
Cellular component (GO): nucleus
Molecular function (GO): protein binding
Source: RefSeq, a predicted model, not a curated record